Triticum turgidum subsp. durum (durum wheat) is the source of this 1239-nucleotide messenger RNA. The record is from the annotation of a GenBank genome assembly. Lineage: Eukaryota; Viridiplantae; Streptophyta; Magnoliopsida; Poales; Poaceae.
AUGCCUCACACAAGCAGGGCGGAGAAGUCCUCAAAGUCCUGCAACGAGGACCGGAUCAGCGCCCUGCCGGACGACGUCCUGCACCAUGUUCUGGGCUUCCUGCCGGCGGAUGAGGCAGUGCACACCUGCCUGCUUGCCCGGCGCUGGCGCUGUCUUUGGAAAUCCAUGCGCCGUCUUCGCAUCAACGAAAUGGGGAGGUGGGGGGUGAGCACCGGCGGCCUUUUCCUUAUUAAGUUUGUGAGCUGCCUGCUGCUCCUCCGAGACCCUGGCUCGACUCUGGAUGAGGUCGAGAUCAAGUAUGAUCAUCAUUUUGAAGACGACCUUACUUGGAUAUCAACAUGGAUCCAUCAUGCUUUGUCAUGCCAAACUCAGGUCCUCACUGUCAAGUUCCCUUUGCCGGUGUAUGUGCCCCGCUAUUUGGAUGGCCCUCCUCUGGUCUCCCGGUAUUUAAGAAGAUUAGAGAUUUCUGAAGGGAGGUUGAAGAGCAACUUCCUAAAUUUUUCAAGCUGUUCAACGCUGGAGGAUCUAAAGAUAAAAGACUGUGACUUAGAUGCUAGUAGCAUCCUGUCCCAGUCUGUAAAGCAUCUGAGCAUCAAGGAUUGUUUUUUCAAGGAUGAUGUCCGGAUUAAUAUUUCUGUUCCAAAUCUUGUUUUGCUGCAACUCAAAUCAUGUGGAGGUAGAACCCCAUUUCUCGAAAACAUGUUGUCAUUAGAAACCGCAGUUGUCAGUUCUGAAAUCUGGUCAGUGGAUUACUGUCAUAAAGGUUUUUUUGCUGGGGAGUGUUGUGGUACUUGUCUGGAUUGCUGUGGUAAUGAUGGCCUCAAGGGUGGUUGCGUACUUCUUGGAGGUCUGUCUCGUGCUAAAAACUUGGAGUUGAUAGCUCAUCCGGGAAUGUUUAUUUUCAAAAGGGAUUUGAGAUGGUGCCCUACAUUUAGUAAGUUAAAGACAUUGUUGCUGAACGAGUGGUGUGUGCAACCUGACCUCCGUGCACUAGUUUGUAUGCUUGAACAUUCGCCGGUUCUUGAGAAUCUGACACUUCAAUUGCGUAAGCAAGAAAAACCCACAUGUUCAGUGGAAGUGGAAGAAAAUGCUCGUUUGAUGGAGAAACCAGCGGCUAUUUCAGGAUACCUAAAGAUUAUCAAAGUGAAAUGUGAAGAGGUUGAUGGCAGAGUUUGCAAAGUUCUGAACUUUUUGAGUACAUUUGGCAUUGAAAUUACUAUCCAAAGGACCAAGGGAUAG